UCUCUCUUGCUCUGCGCACAGACAAAAAAGAUAGCAGCAAGCAGCAGCUCAGAGAGAGAGAGAGAGAGAGAGAGAAAAAGACUCUUCUUUUCUUCUUCUUCUCUUUCUCUUCUCAUAUGGGUCUUCAAUCUUUCUCUCCAUCUCUUUCUAAAAUCCCAACUUUCUGAUUCAGGAGUCAAAAAAGUGUGCUUUUAUUAAGAACAUUCAACAUAACCAUGUAAAAUCUUCAACUUUAUAGAGGUUCAUGUUUUUGUAAGUGAAAAAUGGGGUGUGUAGUUGGGAAAGAGAAGAGGCCAUUGAGCUCCGAGAAGAAGAAGAAUAAGAAGGAUUUACCUGUUUCUUCUUCAAUAGUGGGUAGAAAAGAGAAAGUUCAGAAUGAUGAUGAAGAUCAAUAUCAGAAAGAUGAUUCAACAACAAAAGAAGACGGAACUAUGCAGCCAAGGAGAUUUAAACCCAAUCCAAGAAAUAGUAACCCGCCAAACAAUAUUCACGGCGAGCAAGUCGCCGCCGGUUGGCCUUCUUGGCUAUCUGAAGUCGCCGGCGAAGCAAUCAACGGUUUAACGCCUCGAAGAGCAGAUACUUUCGAGAAACUUGAUAAGAUUGGGCAAGGAACCUAUAGUAAUGUGUAUAAAGCUAGAGACAAUAUAACUGGAAAAAUUGUAGCUCUGAAAAAGGUUCGAUUUGAUAAUGCUGAACCGGAAAGUGUAAGAUUCAUGGCUCGUGAGAUUCUGAUUCUUCGAAGGUUAGAUCAUCCGAAUGUCGUCAAAUUGGAAGGAUUAGUCACUUCCAGAAUGUCCUGUAGUUUAUACCUUGUUUUCGAAUAUAUGGAACACGAUUUAGCUGGACUUGCAUCAAACUCAGCUAUCAAAUUCACAGAAUCUCAGGUGAAGUGUUACAUGAAUCAGCUAUUGUCUGGGCUGGAACAUUGCCACAAACGAUACGUUCUUCAUCGCGAUAUUAAAGGAUCGAAUCUACUAAUUGAUAACGAUGGUGUUCUUAAGAUUGCGGAUUUUGGGCUGGCCACUUAUUUCGAUCCUCAUCAUCGACAGCCAAUGACGAGUAGAGUUGUUACUCUGUGGUAUCGCCCGCCGGAGCUUCUCUUGGGGGCUACUGAAUAUGGUGUUGGUGUGGACUUAUGGAGCUCCGGUUGCAUUCUCGCCGAGCUUUUGGCUCGUAAACCUAUCUUGCCCGGUCGAACUGAGGUCGAACAGCUGCACAAGAUAUUCAAGCUUUGUGGGUCGCCUUCUGAAGAAUACUGGAAAAAGUCGAAACUGCCACACGCAACCAUAUUCAAGCCUCAACAUGCGUACAAACGAUGCAUUUCCGAGAUGUUUAAGGAUUUUCCAUCAUCGUCAUUGUCGUUAAUCGAUACCCUUCUCUCGAUUGAUCCUUCUGAUCGUCGAACAGCCUCAGCAGCUUUGAGGAGCGAAUUUUUCACUACUAAACCGCAUGCUUGCGAUCCAUCCACGCUUCCAAAGUACCCUCCUUGUAAGGAAAUGGAUGCUAAACGGCGAGAGGAAGAAGCAAGAAGGUUAAGAGCUGCCGGAAAAGUCCUUGGUGGUGAUGUGGCAAAGAAAAACAGAAACCGCGAUCGAUCAGCUGCUGCAAAAGCGGUUCCUGCUCCGGAAGCCAAUGCCGAGUUACAAGCCAAUAUAGAUAAACGGCGAAUGAUAACACACUCAAAUGCGAAGAGCAAGAGCGAAAAGUUCCCUCCUCCACACGAGGAUGGAAAGCUUGGAUAUCCUAUAGAAGAUUCAAACAAAAUUGAGGUGCCUAUUGUAUCGUUCAGCUCGACAAACUUCUCGCUGACAAAAGCCUCGGUUCAGACUUGGUCUGGUCCUUUGAUGGAUCCUGGAGCAAUAGGGGCUCCGAAAAGGAAGAAACAUAAGGAGAAGAACUCGGCUCGGAUAAGGGAUAAAGACAUCUCAUAAGCUGCUGCACGAAAUCGAGUGGAUCCAUCCAAUGUUGUUUUUGUUAUAUUGCAAUUUUCAUUCCAUUAGAAGAAGAAUAGAAUUCAUUUGUUCAGUAAUAAAUAAUAAUAGUGUAUUUUUGAUUGACAUUAUUUCUAUCUCUUUUG
Molecule: messenger RNA, 2077 nt
Organism: Impatiens glandulifera
Lineage: Eukaryota; Viridiplantae; Streptophyta; Magnoliopsida; Ericales; Balsaminaceae
Product: probable serine/threonine-protein kinase At1g54610
Exons: 8
Coding region: 264-1931 (555 amino acids)
Biological process (GO): protein phosphorylation; positive regulation of transcription elongation by RNA polymerase II
Cellular component (GO): cyclin-dependent protein kinase holoenzyme complex; nucleus
Molecular function (GO): cyclin-dependent protein serine/threonine kinase activity; RNA polymerase II CTD heptapeptide repeat kinase activity; ATP binding
Source: RefSeq, a predicted model, not a curated record